CCUCGCUUGCUAGUGCAUUGCUAUGUGCAAUUAAUCAAACCUGGUCGGUGCAGUCUACGAAGUGGGGGCUGUCUUGCCACAUCGAUUGCUUUCCACUUUAUCGCGGUCGAAACAGCCUGCAGCCAGCCUCCCCGACGACACGUGGUGGUCAGUGAUCAAAUGACAUGCGUCUCCACAUCUGUGUGUUGUGGAAGAGGACUACUGCUGUCACUGGUCACAGCUUUGGCAUCCCCGUCCUCAAGAGUGGAACUAGAAAAGUGUUGAGGGUCGAAGGAUGCCCACGAUCUAUCAGCCUCACUCCAGAUCUGUGACGAGGAUCACGGCUGGGUUCUUAGCGAUGCUCGCCUUGACUAUGCGAGUCACUGAUUCGGGGCAUUCGGGGCGGAGCCAUUGGGGGCGAACCAAGUUACGCGGCUCGGACCGCGAGCAGGGACGAAGGAGUCAGUCAUCCGGUUACACAGGAUACAAGUGUUUAUAUGUCGUUGGAGGCGACUCUGGCUCGAUGCGCUGUCCGCGCGCCAGCGACACGGGCCGGCCAGGCGGCCCGGCCAGUGAAGGCUCACUCGGGGCUCUCCCGGGCGUAACAGUGGCGAGAAGUGUUUUACUAGCGCGCAGAGUUUGAUGAAUGGAGUGGAAAAUGUCUGCUGUUCCUGCAGCGCGAUGACUAGACGCUCUCUGAGGCGGAACUGACGUGGCUGAAGUGUGUGGCCUGGCAGCGAAAAAGAAAAUGACUGGAUUUGGGAAGCCGAGUGUAAUUGGCUAAACGCAGUCUGCUAUUGGUU
Mytilinidion resinicola is the source of this 782-nucleotide messenger RNA. RefSeq lists its product as uncharacterized. Lineage: Eukaryota; Fungi; Ascomycota; Dothideomycetes; Mytilinidiales; Mytilinidiaceae. The coding region runs from base 275 to 622 and encodes 115 amino acids. The record is from RefSeq and is a predicted model, not a curated record. The transcript is spliced from 2 exons.